UUUCCACUUCCGCUUGCAACAUUUUUAGUUUUCCAAACAUAUUUUCUCGAAAAUGUUAGAUUUAUUCACCAUAUUUAGUAAAGGAGGCAUCGUUCUAUGGUGUUUUCAGGGGACAAGCCAAUUAUUUACCCCCUCGGUGAACGCCCUCAUCAAAACUGUGAUAUUACAGGAAAGAGGGGGCAAUAACAGUUUCAGCCAUGAUGCUUUAACUCUAAAAUACAAGCUCGAUAACGAGUUUGAGCUCACCUUUGUGGUUGCCUACCAAAAGAUCUUACAGCUGUCAUAUGUUGAUAAGUUUCUAAAUGACAUCCAGAUUGAGUUCCGCAAUCGCUACAAGGAUGACCUUCAGGUUGGUCGGUAUAAUCGUAGUUUUGACUUCACAGAGACUUUUAUGUCCAUGUUGAAAUCUGCUGAGGAGGCUAGCAGAGCUGCAGCUCAAAAACCAAGAAAAAUGAAGACUUUUGAACAGUCUGACAAAUCUCGUAAAACAGUAGCGUCAAUGAUUGAGAACAAGAAAGAGACGCCGAAACAGAUCAAGGCGAAGGAAGCUGCCCUGAAGAAAGCAGCGAAGGAGAAUGUAUCUCCCAAUGUAUCUCCCCCCUCCUCUCCAGGGGGAGGUAGCCUUGAUGAGUCCACCAGGCUGGCUAACAUUGAGAGGUUGAAGAACAGAGGCAAGAAGAAGGAGAAAGCAAAAGAUGAUUCAUCCUCCAAUGACAAGAAGAAGAAGGGAAAGGAAAGUCGUAUGUGGGAUGUCCGCUACGGAGGCAACACUAACAAUAAGAGUGCCAAAGACCUGGACUUUAGUAGCAGCAGUGGAGGAGAUUCUGUUACCAAUGGACACCAGGAUAAUGGAGCUGUAGUGGAGCAGCAAGAGUUAUCAUGGGUGGGGCAGAUGAAAGGAGGACUCAAAGACAUGGAACCAGAAAGCAGUUCGGAAGAUGAGGAAGAGGAAGUUGCAUCCACAUCUAAUACAACGAAAAGCCAGCAGUCCUCUGGAUUUGGAAUGUUUAAUGUGUUCAAGAAUCUUGUGAGUGCCAAGACCCUGACCCAUGAUGACAUUCAGCCAAUUAUGGAGAAAAUGAAGGACCAUCUCAUUGCCAAGAAUGUUGCGGCAGAUAUUGCCCAGAAGUUGUGUGAUUCUGUGGCAAGUAAACUAGAGGGUAAAGUGUUGGGCACAUUUAGCGGAGUCACAUCUACUGUAAAGACCGCUCUUCAGGAGGCUUGUAUUCAGCUUUUGUCACCACGUCGUCGUGUAGACAUCUUACGUGAUGCCAUGGAGGCAAAGCAGCAAAGGCGGCCUUACGUCAUCACAUUCUGUGGUGUCAAUGGAGUCGGAAAGUCAACCAACCUGGCAAAAGUGUGCUUCUGGCUAGUUGAGAAUGGAUUCCGCGUGUUAAUUGCUGCGUGUGAUACAUUCAGAGCAGGGGCCGUUGAACAGUUGCGUACACAUACUAGAAAACUGAAUGCGCUCCACCCCCCUGAGAGUCACAAUGGACAGCAGGCUGUGCAGCUGUACGAGAAAGGCUAUGGGAAAGAUGCUGCCGGAAUUGCAAUGGAAGCUAUCAACUGUGCUCGAGACACUCGUAUAGAUGUUGUACUGAUAGAUACGGCUGGCCGAAUGCAGGACAAUGAACCUCUUAUGAGAGCCCUGGCAAAGUUGAUCAAAGUGAACACACCAGAUCUGGUUCUAUUUGUUGGAGAGGCACUGGUUGGUAACGAGGCUGUGGAUCAGCUGACCAAGUUUAACCAGGCAUUGGCCGAUCACUCCAACAUGGAGAACCCCAGAAUCAUUGACGGCAUCCUACUGACCAAGUUUGAUACAAUUGAUGACAAGGUAGGAGCAGCCAUCUCAAUGACCUACAUAACUGGCCAGCCCAUAGUGUUUGUAGGAACAGGACAGACAUACACUGACCUGAAGAACCUAAAUGCCAAGGCUGUUGUCCACUCUCUAUUGAAGUCAUAAUAUAUUUAAUGUAUAAAGAGUUUCAAGGCUCUGAAAAAACAUUUGAUGAACAUGUUAAGUAAAGCAAGUGAGGGUGCAUAUCUUUGAUAGUUUCUUGUUAUGAUCAUUACUUUGGUUGCCAUGGAAACUCAUUUUGACAUCAGAUCAUGUCACAAUAGAAGACCAAUAGACCAAUCAGAAGUCAGUUAUAUGAAAACUUGUUUAUGAUAACCAUAUUUCCCAAAAGAUUAAUGUGUAUUUAUUGUUAUUUUUAUAAAAAGUCAUAUAUUUGGGAAAUUAAAAUCUGGAGAAACUGUGGUAAUUUUGCAGAAGAUAAAGUGUACGGAAGAGAAGAUUUUAUUACUCUUCACAGAAAUAUAAAUUUAAUUUUAGAAUCACCAAGAAAAUAUUGUAAUGUACGAGUAUCAGUAUACAUGUUAAAUACUAUUAUGUGUUGUUAGUUUUUUAUUAGCCCUGCAAGGCAGGUAUAAAAGUAAAACAAGAGCAAUCAUAUACAUUCUUCACUGUCUCUAGUAAAUGAAGUGAAAUGCAUCAUGGGAAUGAACCUCGUCUGUUACUUGAUAUAACUACAUAUAUGGACAACCUCUGUGGUUUUCACAGUCAAAAAUGUACAGUAUUUUUGGAAUACGGGUUUGUUUUAAAAUUAGUACUUGUACAUACAAUAAUGAUAUAAUUGUAAUUUACAGUACAUACAAUUUGGUGGCAGAUUUUCCUUUUAGUAGGUUGUGGAAAUUUCAAAAUUUAUUUCUCAUUAUUUGAAAUAUGUUAUUCAAACUGAGAAAAUUGAUGCAAUACAAUAAAUGUAUAUUUACAAAUGCUUAGUCAAUGGUAUCAGGGCUUAAAAAAGUUUAAAAGUUGGUAGAUUAAGAAGUUUGGAGUCUGUUCUGUGAUUAAAUAGUUUCAUGAAUGACGCACAUUACUGUUGUGCAGAAUUGCCAACCCACAAAUUAGAAAAUGAUUUUAUAUGUUAUAUAUUCAGUCAUCAAAAUGUGUAUAUCUUUUCUAAUUUGUGGGUUGCAUAAUUUUAGUCUAUUGUAAAACAAAGUUUACAUAUUAACCCAGAUCAUUUAGGUGAAAAGUAGUCUCUUACUGUAAUGUUUAUUUAUAUUUUUGUACAAAAGAGUUUCACGUUUUAUUUGUUGAUUAAAUGUCAUCAGUAAAAAAUUAAGAUAUAAAAAAACAUGUAUACCCAAAAAUGUAAGUUUAAGCAAAAAAAAAGUUUAAGCAGUAAAAAUAUAUCACAGAAAGUUACAUUAGUUACGGACGAGCAUCAAUUCAGAUUUUUGUUUUUAAUCACUUCAUUAAACAAUGUUAAACUGUUAAAAAUUGACAAAUAAAGAAGAAAAUGAGGACAAGAAAACAUGAAGUAUAUUGGAACACCCAAGAUAUAUGUAUUUAUGUAUUGAAAUUUUGAUUCAGAAAUAAAGAUAUAAAAUAUA
This is a messenger RNA of Owenia fusiformis, 3402 nucleotides long. The record is from the annotation of a GenBank genome assembly. Lineage: Eukaryota; Metazoa; Annelida; Polychaeta; Sabellida; Oweniidae.